AUGUUUACCGUCGUACAGUUCAUUGAAAACCAGAAAUUUAAGGUCAUGGCUGUUCCCACGAAAUGGGUAAACAAAAGCUUCUUGUUGUGGCCAAAGCUUGCAAAUGCGAAAAUAGAAAACUUACGGCUUGCUGGACAAGAUUUUGAAGGAGCUACGAAGAAAAUCCCCGUCAUAGUUUGCGGUCGCUUCAACGACAUUCAUCUGGCAGAGAAAGCAGCCGAGGAACCAUCCAAGCGGGAAGUUUCUGAUAUUGAUGGUAAGGAAAAGCGAAUGAAACCUGCCAAGAAACCGAAAGCAACGACAGAAAAAAAAAACUACAACACGAUGAUUGAAGGAGCGUCACCUGAAACAAUGGUAGAUGCUGGCCCCAUAUACUUGCAGGGAGAAAAUAUCGUGUACAUCCAGCCUUCCGAUGAAAACGACAUUCCUGGUAUGCAAAUCGCAGGAUCGAUGAGCUACGAGCAAAUGAAAGCUGAGCUGAAAGUUUUCAUCGAAGAAACUGUCGAUAAAUCCAUCGAGAAAGCGUUUCAAACCAACUUUGCACGUUACGCAGCCUUGUCCGACAUCCAAGCUAAGGAAGACACUGUGAAUACCAAACCAGAUGACACCGUUGAAAGACAUGAGCCGAUUGACAACGAAGACGAAUUAAGCCGGUGGAACAUCACUCUCAACAACAAAGAACUGCAACGACGUUAUCUGGAGUACUUCUCCAAAAUCAUAAUUCCGAAUGCGUAUAAUCAAAGAGGCGACAACGCAUGCUAUACUGUGGUAGAUUGCCUGUUCACACGCGAAUUUUGGACUAAGAUGACAUGGACUGGCAUUAGUCGAAGAAACAAAUCGAAAAGAGGCUUCCACGAAUACGGUAACGUCGUUCAACUGUUGGGCGAUAUAGUACGAAUUUCAGGCAGCCGCGACAACCGUCUGUGUGGAUUGACCGUGCGCUUUUUGGUAACCGGGCGAAAAACCGUCAAAGGGUUGUGCGCGUGUGGCUUGCAGUUGUUUUGGCCUGUUUUGACUAGUGUUGUGCAUCCUUCCAAAAAGUUCGAGAGAAAAAUCAUUAAAAUCGAAUCGUUUGCCAUUCCGUUCAAACGUAUUGCCGGUGGAAAAUCGGAACUAAUUGCUGCCCUAGUGAAGGCAGCACAGGAAAUCAGGCUUUCGGCAGUUCUAUCUCCGAAGGAACACCAGCUGCUGGAAGCAAUCGUCGAAUCGCUACUCGAGUGGAAACGGCGUAUCCAGAUAGACUGCAAGAACAAAACCCUAAACAUGUUCCAAACUGUGAAAGCAAUGGAGCAGGUUCAGCAAGGAAACAAUAUGUGUGUUCUGAAGCUACGCACAGUUCACGAGCUGCUGUCGUUGGAGUCUGCUCUUGUCAAGCCGGAAGAAGUGCACCUCAGCAACGGGUCAUAUUGA
Molecule: messenger RNA, 1410 nt
Organism: Aedes albopictus (Asian tiger mosquito)
Lineage: Eukaryota; Metazoa; Arthropoda; Insecta; Diptera; Culicidae
Exons: 5
Coding region: 1-1410 (469 amino acids)
Source: RefSeq, a predicted model, not a curated record